Molecule: messenger RNA, 2628 nt
Organism: Cyprinodon tularosa
Lineage: Eukaryota; Metazoa; Chordata; Actinopteri; Cyprinodontiformes; Cyprinodontidae
Gene: ip6k2b
Product: inositol hexakisphosphate kinase 2b
Exons: 5
Coding region: 369-1769 (466 amino acids)
Biological process (GO): phosphatidylinositol phosphate biosynthetic process; inositol phosphate biosynthetic process
Cellular component (GO): cytoplasm; nucleus
Molecular function (GO): inositol hexakisphosphate kinase activity
Source: RefSeq, a predicted model, not a curated record
UCUGUCGUCAGUUUCAGUAAGCGCAAACGAAGAAGGAGAUCUAACCCACGUUGAUUAAAAACAGCUUUAGCUGCUGUAAUGGCUGGUUUAGAUUAUUAUUAAAUCCACCUUAAAACACGUAGCUCGGGUACAGAGCCUUUUAGAGCCUCCUUCAGUCAGGAAAAGGAAUAAAAUAAAGGAAUUCGUCGCCGGUUUUGCUUCUUCCCCUUCAGACCUUUGUUUUUCACCGAUUCGUUCGAACGGGUGAGCAACAGCGCCCCCCCGCGAAGACGAGUGGAAACAGCCUGAGAAUAGGGAGCCUAAAAAGCAGCCGAGCAGGUACCCUCUCAAACGAGGUGGGUCUCCACAACCCAGCCAUCCGAUGCGGAAUGAGGAUGUGUCCCGCUUUGGAAGUCCUCAUGCAGGCGGACGGGACUCCAUAUUCUGGAAAGGGUGUGAUGCUUGAGCCGUUCGUGCACCAGGUUGGAGGCCACUCCUGUGUGCUUCGCUUCGGGGAACAGACGAUAUGCAAGCCACUCAUCCCCCGGGAGCACCAGUUCUACAAAAACCUGCCCACAGAAAUGAGGAAGUUCACCCCUCAGUAUAAAGGUGUCGUGUCUGUAAGCUUUGAAGAAGACGAGGAAGGGAACCUGUGCCUCAUCGCCUACCCUCUCCACAGCGAAUCUGUGGACACGGAGAACAAAGACCCAACGGCAGACUGCCAAGAACCCAAGAGCAAAAUGGUGAAGUGGAGCAACAAGAAGCAGUCGCUGUUGCUGCAGGAGAAUGAAAACUACAGCAAAGAUAGAGCUCGAAACAGCCGAAAAGAGGACAAGAUCAUGAGUUAUAAUCGUGAUGAGAUCCAGCAGCAGCAAGCUGAGGUUCUGUUCUUCAACUUGGAGAAAGGGAACACGGUACCGCAGAUCAAACACAACCCUUGGAGUCUGAAAUGUCACCAACAGCAGCUACAGAGGAUGAAGGAGAAUGCAAAACAUCGCAACCAAUACAAAUUCAUUCUGUUGGAAAACCUGACGUGGCGCUACAGAGUCCCAUGUGUGUUAGAUUUAAAGAUGGGAACUCGGCAGCAUGGGGACGACGCUUCGGAGGAGAAGAAAGCCAACCAGAUCCGGAAGUGUCAACAGAGCACAUCGGCGUCGAUUGGAGUGCGACUCUGUGGGAUGCAGGUGUACCAGUCCGACUCUGGCCAGCUGAUGUUCAUGAACAAGUACCACGGGCGAAAGCUGACCCUUGCAGGUUUCAAGGAGGCUCUCUACCAGUUCUUCCACAAUGGCCGUCGGCUUCGCCACGAGCUGCUGUCCCCGGUGCUGCGCAGGCUUCGGGAGAUGCAGGCUGCCCUGGAGGCGUGCGAGUCCUACCGCUUCUACUCUAGCUCGCUGCUCAUCAUCUAUGAUGGAGAGUCUCCCAGGACUCCCACCAGACCCAGACAUCGAGGCGGGGAGGACGGGGACGAGGAUGAUCCGUCUGACGACGAUGAUGAGGAUGAAGAAGAGGAGGAGGAAGAAGAGGAAGGGGCAUUUGGUUUCCCCCGCUCUUCUUCCUCAAGCGCUGCUGGUGGUUUGUCUGCAGGCAGCAGCAGUCGCUCUUCACACGGUGCAGGAGAGCCCAGCAGCCCCGAGGUGGACGUACGCAUGAUUGACUUUGCUCACACCACGUGUCGGCACUUUGGAGAAGACAGCGUGGUGCACGAAGGCCAAGACAGCGGCUUCAUCUUCGGCCUUCAGAAUCUGAUCACCAUCAUCUCUCAGCUGGAGGACCACAGCACUGAUUGAGGGCACAGCCAAGCUGACAUGGUCGAAAUUUCAAGCCUGGGAAAAGCUUAGCUGCUUUAACCCCCCUCAUGAGGUGCUUCAUACCUGCGCAGGGGGGCUGCUCGGUGGUAACCACAGAGCUCUCCAAGUUAGAGGACGAGUCUGCAAGGUUGACCCUGCGCUCUCGCUCACCUGCCGACAGAAAGGGCUGUCAUGCCCUCCCUUGCACUUUUCUCUAAGACUUUUUCUUUGUGAUAGAAAGUAGGAGCAAAGUUGCAUGAGAUGGACGAUUUUUCUACAAAACAGGUUUUCCCCUUAGACAUUGUUGGAGUCCCUCCUCCGCCCCACUGGAAAAACCGAGCAUCUGUAAAUUCUCUCUGAGAGAGAAAGAGAGGCAGAGACCUUUGAAGCUAUACAUAGGUAGGAAGCUGCUGUGGUGCUUAACCUGUCAUAUUACAUCCCCUUUUUUAACGAACCAACCCCCAACAGCAGAGCACAACUUAGUGGAGGAGUUAAAUAGUUACCUGAACAAGCUGACCUUAGCUGGCUCGGUCAGCAGCCUUGUAGCAAUGGACAAAUUAAGCAACUAAUGCAGACGUUGUUGUGUUUAUAUUGAUGUCUUAUAAGAGAUAUUGUUUGUGUGUCCACCAAGCACUUGGAUUUAUACCUUUUGGUGGGUAUUAGGUUUAGAAGAAGGGAUUUGCCUUUUUUUUCUUUUUGUUUCCUGCACUUCUUGCCUAUAAAAAUGCAUUUUGAAAGGGGAUUUUUAUUGCAGUUUUCCUCAUCAUUCGUCUUCUUCUUCAUUCCUGCAAAUCUGACUUGAAGAGGAUAUAUUGAUAACACUAGCUUCAGAGACUACAGCAUAUUUAUUUAAAAGAAU